CAUGCGAACACUAAACCUGUGGGAAUCGGAUGUGGGAAUGAAGUCACAUCAUGACCAGUGGAACAAAGGAGAACAGUGCCCUGUCAAGCAGUUCACUGAAAACAACUCCGCCACGAUAAGUCCAUGCGAACAGAUCAACAACAGAUGGCGCCACUCAGCCUCUUCCAUCCACCCAUAUUGUGCAGUCUUCUUUCUGGUACGUAGUAACAUCUUGCAGCAACCCAAAAACAAUAGAAGAGAAAGAAGUUUCAGCCUCAGCCGCAACCGCAGCCACCAAGCAAGGACCAGGACCAGAGCAUUGGAUCUAUUGAGUCUUGUGAGCAUACGGUAGAAUCCGGCGGCUGCAGCUACUUCCCAAUCGGAUCAGAGAAACUUGGAAUUUGAGUGUGGAAAGAUUGAAGUCACAUAGGAGUGAGUCGAGUCAUGUCAAGCCAGACCGAGGUGAAGCAAGAGGAGAAGGGGAGAUGGUGGGUCUCGUCAGAAGCUCCAGACUACAGCAAGAGGACGGUUGUCUCAACUGAUGCACAAUCCCAAGAACAACCAAAGCAAGCAGCAUCAACAGAUCCCCAAAUGACCGUUGAUGGCGACACUGUGCCUUCCUCAGGCGAUUUAGACCACGAUGUGUCGCUGGCACUGAAACUGCACCAAGAAGAACAAGAUGCUCAAUACGCCACAAAUCUUGAAGCAUCAUUAUCACCUGUUCAAGUACCAGCUCCACAAAUGGCAAAAAUGACGGAACGCGGCAACGAAGAUGAUGUUGAAUGGGAAGAACAUGAUGUCCCCACCGUGGAUCCGACUGUCACAUCGGAGACCACAGAUGGCACCACAAAGAAAAAACGGAGAAGGAGGAGAAGGAAAAGGGAGAAUGGAAAGGACACACGAGGGUGUUGUCGCAAAUUGGAAGAAGACGAAAAUCUGUUUUCUUUGUGUAUUGGGGCACUCUUUUGUUCCUGUUGUUUUGCAACUGGUGGUGCCGUUGCGGCCGACGGAGAUUGUUGCGAGUGCUGCGAUAUUUUCUAAUUGUUGUGAUAUUCUCUAAAGCAACGCACGGGCGUACAAUUUCCAGUGAUUCGAUUCAACCAAUCUACUGAUUGCCAACUCCAAUUCCUGGCUCCUUGUUCCAAUUCCGGGCAUAUCAAGUCAAUGUAAUCCAUUCAAAAUUCAUAUCAUAAUAAGAACAAUUGAAAGU
Seminavis robusta is the source of this 1189-nucleotide messenger RNA. NCBI's taxonomy places the organism in Eukaryota, Bacillariophyta, Bacillariophyceae, Naviculales, Naviculaceae. The record is from the annotation of a GenBank genome assembly.